AUGGAACGAAAAGAGAAAAAGAAAAGGGUUCAACAUGUUGGAUCCUAUGAAAUAGGCAAAACAUUGGGAAAUGGAAGUUUUGGAAAAGUUAAAUUAGGUACCAAUAUAUUUACAAAAGAAAAGGUUGCAGUAAAAUUUAUAAAGGAAAAUAAGUUAUCUUCAAAACAAAGAGAAACAUGCAUGAGGGAGAUUGAAAUUAUGAAGUUAAUGGACCACCCAAACAUUGUUAGACUAUUGGAUGUUGUCGAGAAAAAGGAAGAUAAAAUGUCUUUUCUAGUAGUCGAAUAUGUCUCGGGUGGUGAAUUGUUUGAUUACAUUGUAGCAAGAGAAUUUAUCAAGGAAAAAGAAGCAAGAAAAUUCUUUAGACAAAUGAUCUCUGCAAUCGAAUAUUGUCAUGCUAAUUUGGUUGUUCAUAGAGAUCUUAAACCUGAAAAUCUUUUAUUAGAUUCAAAUGGUAAUAUAAAAAUAAGUGAUUUUGGUUUGAGUAAUAUUAUUAUGCCAGGAAAAUUAAUGGAUUCAUUUUGUGGAUCACCUCUUUAUGCAGCACCUGAAAUACUUAAAGCUGAGAAAUACCUUGGACCACCUGUCGAUAUUUGGAGUCUUGGUGUUAUUCUCUAUGCCAUCUUGUGUGGUAGUUUACCUUGGGAAGGUGAUAACCAAGCUGAAAUUUCUUACAAUUCAGUUCAUGGAAAUUAUGCUGACCCAACUCAUUUAUCAAAAGAGGCUGUACAUAUAUUAAGAAGAAUGAUUCAACCAAGUCCAAAAUCAAGGGCGACAUUGGAAGAAUUAAAAAUGCAUCGUUGGACAAACACAGAUUAUGAUACUCCACCACCAUCAUUCUUGAGUAUCAGAGAACCUGUAUACGAAAUUAGAGAUGAAUUGAUGCCCCAUCUCAUGUCACUUGGAUUCUCGGAUGAACAAGAAGUCAGAAAACUCAUCCUACAAAAUGUACAGUGUCGGGCAGUCAGUAUCUACCAUCUACUCUUGGAUAAUCUCGUUCAAAAGGAAAUCAGUGAAAUUAAAAAUAAUCUAAUUAAAAAACAACAACCAAAAGAUGAUAAUCAAUCUAAGAAAUUAUUAAAAAGUGCACUUUCAUUGGCUUCAAUUCCAGAGGAUGAAGCAGGAGGAGGAGGAAGUCACCAAGACAGUAAUAAUAGUUCAUUAUGUUCAUCACCAUCGUCUGCUCAUUCAUCUGGUACACAUGUCAAUGAAAUGAUUAAUUCUAUGGCCAUCGAUGACAACUCUUACCAAAUUUCAUCGUCCUCUCCAUCAAAGAGACGACAAUCUACUCCAGAGGGACCUAGUGAAGGCAUGAAAUACGUUUCACUACCUUCUUCACUGUCGGCACCUGCUUCGUCGCCGUCUCAGACACACAAGCAAAAACAACAAAGAAUGGUACCACAUUUGCAGAUUCCCAAGGGUGGUGUUGGUGGUGAGUUACAACAGGAGAAUGUGUCCUUGUCGGCUCGUGAGCCAUUCAAGGCACCAGCCACCCCAACUUCACAUCAAGAUCAUCCAAGUAGAAGAAGAUUCUCUAUCACUGGUCCACCCAUUCGUGAGGAACUUCAAAAUGAAUUCCUACUUGACAAAGCUACUGGUGUCAGCAGCAGCAGCAGUCCACGUGGACAAGACAGUAAAUCAUUUAUGAAUAAUUAUAAUUUUAAUAAUGAUCAUACUCAACAACAACAACAACAACAACAACAACAAUAUAUUCAACAACAACAACAACAAUAUAUUCAACAACAAUAUAUGCAACAACCAUUUAAUCAAUACCAUCAACACCAACAACAAUUUGCACCAUUUGGUCAACAAUAUAAUAUUCAAGCACAACCUUUUUCAUCACAAUCAUCACAAAAUCAACCAAUAGUUGAAGCACCAAGAACCAGAAGAAUGAGUUUGGAUUCGAGAAUGAUGGUCGAUGGAGCUGACGGACCGACUGAAAAGAAUGAACAUUUGGCAAGCCCUAGAAUGACCAAGGGUAUCUUUAAGAGCUCUACUACCACCACCAAAUCACCUGAACGCACCAUCGAAGAGGUCAAAAAGUGUCUUGACCAAACCAAUCUAUUCACCAAAAAGAAGGGACCCUACAUCUUUAUCUGCUUUGACGAUGAGACUGGUGUCAAAUUUCAAAUCGAAAUCGUCAAGAUCUCUGCUGUCAAUCUUACAGGUGUACAAUUAAAGAGAAUCAGUGGUGACACUUGGAAAUACAAAGAUAUUUGUACCGAAGUUGUUGAAUCAAUUCAUAUUUAA
Molecule: messenger RNA, 2250 nt
Organism: Cavenderia fasciculata
Lineage: Eukaryota; Evosea; Eumycetozoa; Acytosteliales; Cavenderiaceae
Gene: mrkC
Product: putative protein serine/threonine kinase
Exons: 5
Coding region: 1-2250 (749 amino acids)
Biological process (GO): intracellular signal transduction; protein phosphorylation
Cellular component (GO): cytoplasm
Molecular function (GO): ATP binding; protein serine/threonine kinase activity
Source: RefSeq, a predicted model, not a curated record